AUGCGCGCGUCCCAGCUCUCGUUGCUGGCAUGUUCGCUCGCUACGUUCGCUCGGACCGCGUUGGCACAGACUCACACCCCCGGUUCCUUCGAGAAUGGAGGCAGCACGCUCGUCAGCGCCAUGAUGAUGUUCGUAGGCAAUGAGCAGAUCGUCUACAUCCUGGACAAGGCAGAGGGCAAUGCCGCCCAGAUCAACGGGCACCCCGCUUGGGGUGCUGCAUACAACAUCGCUGAGCGCUCCUCGACGGUGAUGCAGGUCAACACGAACGUCUUCUGCGCGUCCGGCAUGCACCUGCCCAACGGGUCCUACGCGACGUUCGGAGGGAACGCAGCUAUCGGCCCAGGUGGAUCGAUUGGCAACGUCCCGCAGCCCGGUGGUUUCGCGGGGGAGUACGACUCGGUAUACGGUGAUUGGUCAGGAUCGCAGUCGAUCCGGAUCCUCAACCCGUGCACGCCGGAUGAGUUGGACCAACCGCAGUGCCAGUGGUUCGACAACGUCACCAUCCUGGCGAUGCAGAAGCAGCGGUGGUACUCCGCGGCGGAGCCUCUGGGGGACGGUACGAUCGCGAUCAUCGGUGGAUUCGUGGAAGGAGGGUACGUGAACAGGAACUACCCAAACGUCGAUCCAGAGACCGAGGGCGGGGCGGCUGAGCCGACGGCGGAAUUUUAUCCGAGCAAAGGUCCAGCGCAGGUGAUGAACUUCAUGGUCAAGACGUCGGGUUUGAACUCGUACGCACACUCGUAUCUGAUGGCGUCGGGCAAAAUGUUUGUGCAGGCCAAUUACUCUUCGAUCCUAUGGGAACCGUUACAGAAUACGGAGGAAGAUCUCCCAGACAUGCCGGACGAUAUCAUCCGUGUCUACCCCGCGUCCGGCGCGACAGCGAUGCUCCCGCUCACACCUGCGAACAACUACACACCGACGAUCAUGUUCUGCGGCGGCAACAACAUGAGCGACUUCUGCUGGGGCAACUACUCUUGGCCGUUUUGUGACACGUUCGACAUCCCGGCGUCAGCUAAGUGCCACCAGAUCACGCCAGAACCGACGGAUGGCUCUGCGGCUCAGUACGUAGAGGAUGAUGACAUGCCCGCCCCCCGUACGAUGGGCCAGUUUAUUGCGCUCCCUAAUGGAAAGAUGUUGGUCGUCAAUGGCGGACGCAACGGCACGGCUGGAUACUCGCAGCGCACGUUGAAUGUUCCGACGUUCGGCCAGAUGCCCCUUGGGGAGUCUCUGGCUGCUGGGCCAGUGGGACUUCCCGCUCUUUACGAUCCCACAGCUCCUUCUGGUUCAAGGUGGUCCACUGCGGGAUUCUCCACUUCGAAUAUCGCCCGUCUGUACCAUUCGUCCGCGAUCCUCCUCCCCGAUGCGUCCGUGCUUAUAGCCGGGUCGAACCCGAACAUCGAUGUCAACCUCUCAACUAUAUACCCCACGACGUACCAGGCCGAGGUGUUCUACCCUUCGUACUUCUCCGCACAGACGCGUCCUGUCCCGCAGAACGUUCCGAACAACCUGUCAUAUGGUGGUAACCCAUUCGACAUUAUGAUCCCUACGACUUCGUAUUCGGGAGAUGCCAACGAUGCCGCUGACAAUACCACUGUGUGGCUCAUCCGUCCCGGUUGGACUACACACGCGAUGAACAUGGGACAACGCAGCCUCCAGCUGAACAAUACAUACACGGUCAACACGAACGGUUCCAUCAUUCUGCACGUCUCGCAGUUACCCCCGAACGCCAAUCUCUUCCAGCCCGGCCCUGCCCUCCUCUUUGUCACGAUGUCAGGCAUCCCCAGCAACGGCACGUUCGUCCUUAUCGGCACGGGCGACUUCGGCACACAGCCCCUUUCCCUAGCAUCCGUUCUGCCCGCGAGCGUGCGCCUGAACAACGUGUCGGGCAGCGCGAAUGGUGGUUCGGGGAACAGCUCGUCGUCGAGCAGCGCGAGCUCCGCGUCGCAGACGAGCGGCACGUCUCACACGGGUGCAAUUGUUGGGGGUAUCGUUGGCGCGGUCGCCCUCGUCGGGAUUCUCGGUGCGAUAUUUGGUAUUUAUAUGGCGCGGAAGCGCCGCGCAGCCGCUCAGCAGCCGGCGUCGGCGUACCAAAUGUCCACGACGCCGGGGUAUGCUGGCGGCGCGAGCGCGACAGCAAACCGUGGACUGCGCAGUUCUGACUCGAGCGCGUUUGUGCCCCUGCAGCAGGAUAAUAGAAGCACGGCGUGGGACGCGAACGUGAGUACUGCGAACCUCAACACACCGUACCACGACGACGUGCGCGGGACGGUGAGCAACGAGUUCGACCCUUACUACCAGAACGUGCCGCGCAUGAGCACGAGCACGCGGCCUGCGUUCUAG
Molecule: messenger RNA, 2340 nt
Organism: Sparassis crispa
Lineage: Eukaryota; Fungi; Basidiomycota; Agaricomycetes; Polyporales; Sparassidaceae
Exons: 3
Coding region: 1-2340 (779 amino acids)
Source: RefSeq, a predicted model, not a curated record